This is a messenger RNA of Ficedula albicollis (Collared flycatcher), 497 nucleotides long. RefSeq names its product ribosomal protein S13 (gene RPS13). Bases 1 to 453 code for a protein of 150 amino acids. The transcript is spliced from 6 exons. The record is from RefSeq and is a predicted model, not a curated record. Gene Ontology annotation, cellular component: cytosolic small ribosomal subunit; nucleolus; ribosome. Gene Ontology annotation, biological process: translation. Lineage: Eukaryota; Metazoa; Chordata; Aves; Passeriformes; Muscicapidae. Gene Ontology annotation, molecular function: small ribosomal subunit rRNA binding; structural constituent of ribosome.
AUGGCGGCGGGGAGGGGAAGAAAGGGCCUGUCCCAGUCGGCCUUGCCCUACAGGCGCAGCGUGCCCACGUGGCUGAAACUUACUUCUGAUGAUGUAAAGGAACAGAUCUACAAGUUGGCCAAAAAAGGCCUGACUCCUUCCCAAAUUGGUGUGAUCCUGAGGGAUUCCCACGGUGUUGCCCAGGUUCGCUUUGUUACUGGCAACAAGAUUCUGAGAAUCCUUAAAUCCAAGGGACUGGCCCCAGACCUCCCAGAGGAUCUCUAUCACUUGAUCAAGAAAGCAGUUGCUGUUCGCAAGCAUCUUGAGAGAAACAGAAAGGACAAAGAUGCCAAGUUCCGCCUGAUUCUGAUUGAGAGCAGGAUCCAUAGGUUGGCUCGCUACUACAAAACCAAGAGAGUGCUGCCACCCAACUGGAAGUAUGAAUCAUCGACAGCUUCUGCCCUGGUCGCAUAAGAUCUGGCUGUGACUUACUGAAAGAAUAAAUUCUCGUUACCUGA